Molecule: messenger RNA, 2400 nt
Organism: Exophiala spinifera
Lineage: Eukaryota; Fungi; Ascomycota; Eurotiomycetes; Chaetothyriales; Herpotrichiellaceae
Exons: 1
Coding region: 1-2400 (799 amino acids)
Source: RefSeq, a predicted model, not a curated record
AUGAAGUAUUAUGGCAUUGUGGUGGCUAUACUAUGUUUCCUGUCAAUGGUCGCCGCGCAGGAUGACCCAUUGAGCAUUCUCGUCUCGGAAGCAUAUUCACUCUACACGGAAGCUACACAGAUUCUCUCUUCUGUCGUGUCAGCUGCGACAGCUGAGCCUUCCACGUCUUCAGUUUCAAGUUCAUCAGAGUCAGCUAGUUCGAGCGAAGCAACAGCACUUACUACUAGCUCCGACGCAAUCUUGAGCACAUCACCAGAAUCUUCUGCGUCCCCAUCUUCGCUUCCAUCGUCCACACUAUCUCUUCCGAUAUCUACGAGCACUUCCUCCUCGUCCUUCUCAUCCUCAAGUGUGCUGCGGCUUUCGUCAUCUACAGAGUCAUCGCACACACCGACUGCUUUGUCACCGUCGGCGCUCGGAACAUCCUCAGUACUCGGGGCCACGCAAGAGACCGGCGCAAGUUCCCCAACUUCAAGCGGAUCUGGCCACGAUCACAAUCUAGAGAUUAUAUUGGGAACUGUGCUAGGUGCCCUUGCGCUUGGGCUCUUCAUCUUAGCAAUAUUGUUAUGCUGGAAACACCAUCGCGGCCAGUCACCGCGCCAUAGGGCUCUUUCUCCAGGUGAUGACGAGGUCGAGACCUGGAGGCUGAACAGGCAAUCCGAUAAUCCUGAGAGCAAAACUUUUUCGCGUCUUGACAUUGGCGCCCAGGGGGUUGCGCCGUUGAUGUCGCAACACCCAGCUUUUCGCCGCUACGAUGAGCAUGAGAAUCCUUUCACCCCUAUCCCGCCACCACCCAGGAGGACAGCACCGAACUCCAGGGCCGUUUUGACCGACGGCAGGGUCGCAGGGGACCGUCCUUAUGUCAACGAAAAAGAGAUAGAUGGAGCCAGACCAACGACUUGUCCGAUGGGCAUAACGGCCAAUACAUCCGCGAAGAACAACGUCAUUGCUGCUGGCCUGGCCGGCGGAGCUAUUGGAGCGGGCCUGAGGCAUAAUCAUAGGAGAGGCGACGACGAGAAAGACCCUUAUCAAGAUGAGGAGGUCGUUGAACCUCAAAUACCCCGCAAGAUUCUUCGAAAACCAGUACCACUCAGCAGCUUCAUUAACACAGACUCUUGGCCUACUUCACCAGCGCCACAUAUUGAUCCAGCUGGUGAGAGAGCUGCUUUUUCGAGAUUCCCAGCAAGGAACGAUCAUGCAACUCCGCGCCAUCCUGCUCAAAGUGCGUCUGGGGACACAGGUGCUGUUGACAGAGAGCUUGAUCCGGUCGACCAUCAGCAAGGCCCCCAUAUUGGCAAGGCGGCCCCAGAGCUUACAGCGGCCACACUUGUACACGGCAAAGACGAUCAAUCAGGCACGCAUGGCAGGGACGGGGCUGAUCGCUCUACCCACAAUCCGACGAUCAUCGCGUCCUCAUCUCUACGAAGAACCUCCAAUGACUCUCAUGGUCGCCCAAGCUCAGAGAAUCGCAAUUCUUACAGCGAUGUCCUUCCCAACAAUCCGUACCAUGACGUCCUUGCUCCAGCAGAGACUGCUCUGGCCGAUACCUCCGAGCACCCACCUUUAGAUUCGCCAUCACAUGUGGUCCCGCCCAUCCGCAGCCCCAGGCGUGACAGCAACGGCGCUCCAAUAUACAACGAUCCCAACCGCCCAGCCAUCCCCAGUCCCUUGUCCACCGAAGUGCGGCGCGAUCCAUCUCGUUCACCGACAAUGACGAGCAGUGUGAACGCACUCCCGAGCCGCCGCUCACUUGCCAGCAUCAGUAGCACCCAUUCCAAAGGUCGGGACAGGAGCAGAUACAGCUUUGAAUACGACACCACUCCGACGCCAUACGAUGCAUAUCCGCCAAGCGCCGGCGCAGAACACUACGGCGGUUUCUUCUCGCCGAGCCGCGGCGGUGGUGCCGACGACGACGGCAGGAUGCUCGAGAAGAAGACCAUUGUGGGUGACAGUCGGUACCCGCUCUUGAAUGGCCCCCGGCGCAAGAGCGGCGGAGACCCGGAGUACCCCCUGCCGCAGAACAUGUCAAGACCACGACCACGACCACGCAGGGACAGCACACCACAGCCUCCUCCUCCUCUCCCGAGAGACACCAACACAAGCUCCAUGUUCUCCCUGGAUGGGAGUGAUUUCGAUCCCCGCGACAUCGACAUGGACUUUAGCUCGAACUGGCGCAUGAGUUCUGGCCUGCCAAGCGGGUGGCAGAGACAAAGACGCAGCUCGAGUCCCCGAAGCAAUAAAAACAACAACAGUAACAACCACGGUGGCGGACAGAUGCGUGAUUCAGGCGUAUCUGGUCUCGGUGGUGGAGUCUUGAACCAAGGACAAAGAAGGCUGCGGACCAGCGACGUGGUAGAAAGGGAGAGAUAUACUCGAAUAGGAGGUGUCGGGCAAGCGCUAUAG